Messenger RNA from Triticum aestivum (bread wheat), 936 nucleotides. RefSeq lists its product as uncharacterized. The transcript has 2 exons. Bases 544 to 936 code for a protein of 130 amino acids. The record is from RefSeq and is a predicted model, not a curated record. NCBI's taxonomy places the organism in Eukaryota, Viridiplantae, Streptophyta, Magnoliopsida, Poales, Poaceae.
UUGUAACUACAAGAUUAAUAGUAUGGGUGUACUUUUAUCAGAUAUUCAGUUAUACUAUGAGGUAUACAAAACUAAUCCCUAAAACGGAACCAAAUGUAUUAACUUAACUAUACCACUCCUCUACUUGCUUUAGGGCCAUCCGAUGCAUAGAUCGCGUGAUUCGAAUAUAUAGUUAGCUAUUUCCAACCAAAAAUUCGAAUCACUUGUCAUUUAUCAAUUUUCGGACCCGCUCCUCCGGCCCUGCAGGCUCGCACGCUCGGCCUCCUGGGCGCGCCGGCCCUGCCGUGAUUGUCGCGGCAUCCUCAAGCCGGCUCCCGGGGCAGUACGCCCAGGUCACCUAGCCACCGGCCCCUGCUGCUGAGGUCCCUGUCCAGGAGGCCCCGCGCCCACGCAGCCUCGCCCGAGUCAUCCCGUACCUCUGCUUCCCCUGGCUACCUACCUCGCUAGUUUCCUGCCUGAGGUGGCCCCUGCUUCCCCGACGGUUGUGUCUGUGGUGGCGGCCGUGGAGGUGACCACUCUGGUGGCCUUCCAUCCCCACCCACCAUGGACUGCGGCCUACUCCAGGCAGAUCAGGUCUGCCUCGACACCGGUGACCGCCUCUCGUCGCAGCGCUCGACUUACAUGGCGAGACCGGUGGACAGUUCGGCACCGUCCAUCCCCGAGCGGGCGGAGAUCCAAGAGGCCGUCCAGAACCUCGAGACAGGUGCAAUAUCAAAGGAAGCAAAUAAUAUCUUAGCGCAUGAAGAAACAAAGUCGAAGAAACAAGUGUUGUCAAAACAAGUUUCAAGUGAAGCUGAUGCUCCCAGUUUUUACCUUUGGUGUUUCGUUGUGCCACACCCAUUUGGAGGAGAGACGGGGACAUAUGGGUACAUCACCAGAAGCUACAUCAAAUUUACUUUCCAAUGCAAAAAAACUUCACAUCAUUUAGAGUUGUGA